Messenger RNA from Scatophagus argus, 5633 nucleotides. It is a transcript of the gene gpr63, whose product is annotated as G protein-coupled receptor 63. The record is from RefSeq and is a predicted model, not a curated record. The coding region runs from base 826 to 2058 and encodes 410 amino acids. Gene Ontology annotation, molecular function: G protein-coupled receptor activity. Gene Ontology annotation, cellular component: membrane. Gene Ontology annotation, biological process: G protein-coupled receptor signaling pathway. Lineage: Eukaryota; Metazoa; Chordata; Actinopteri; Scatophagidae. The transcript is spliced from 2 exons.
CAGCCAGGUUAUGGCCUGUGUCAGUAGCCACUUCCCUUUUACCCUCUUAUUACUUGUUUGUUUGUUUGUUUUUGGGUUAAUUUAGCCUAACCUAGUGAGAUACACGCAAGUAAUGAGAUUCAGUCAAAGAGAAAUUCUCUCGCCUUCGCUGUGGCAUUUAUUUUGAAAGUCCACAUAGGAAGUGGUAUUCGUGCACAGUCGUUGACUUGCCGCUGGCAGCCCACAGUAACUGUAGUUUGUAACAGUGUGGUGUUAAUUUGGGCCACAUACAGUACAUAGCCUGAUACGUUUGAUGUUGGAGGAUGGGUCGUUUAUAUCUCCCAUCUGUAUGAAGGAAACCGGGUGAAAAAUAAGACUAAAAAGACCAGCUUCUUUAUUACUCACUCUAUCAAAACGGGGAUAAUCGGUGUUCACUCUCGUGCUCCUCUGGAAACAAAACGAGACUAACCAAAUGCGGAAUUUACUUCUUCCAUGGCUCCAGUUGUGUAGGUAGAGACAUCAUCGGCUGUCGCCCUGUUGAUUAAAACAAUUACCCAGCUACAGGGCCUACACUCUGAAACAGCUUCAUUGGCCUACAGUUCGGCAGGAGGAGAACUGUUUGGACUCCAGCGAGGAGGAGAAAGCAUUUUGAGCGGCGAGAUGCACCAGUUGGAGAAUUGAGCUUCAUCACUUCAGGCGCUCCUAAGCUUCAACAUGGGAGAAUGAAGCAGGACCUUGCAGCCAUGAGGACGGCGCCAUGUUGCGUUGAGCUGGGAAUGUCUGCAUCUAUGGCACCAUGUUAAGUGUGAGCUCACCAGCGACGAUGCCUGUUCACCCUGGGGAAAAAUGGUUCACUCUACUAUUGGUCCCCUUCCAGAGGCAGGGGACAGUAACGCCAGUCUCUGCUGCCUCGUUACGGGGCUGCUGAACAUUUCCAAGAGGCUGUCGAUGGAGAAUAUCUCCAUGGCGAAUGUUUCCCUGGGAUCUCGGUUGCCCUCGGAGCCUGUCCCACCGACAGUGGAAGCCCCAGAGAGCCUGCAAGGCAUCAGCCUAUCUCUGCAGGUCUUCUUCUGCUUUGUUAUGGUUGCCAUCCUGCUUCUGGCUCUGUCGGGAAAUGUGGUGGUGUGCCUGAUGGUGUACCAGAGAUCUGCCAUGCGCUCCGCCAUCAACAUCCUCUUGGCAAGCCUGGCAUUUGCAGACAUGAUGCUCGCUGUCCUGAACAUGCCCUUUGCUCUGGUUACCGUCAUAACCACCAAGUGGAUUUUCGGAGACGUUUUCUGUCGAGUUUCGGCCAUGUUCUUUUGGUUCUUCGUGAUGGAAGGCGUGGCUAUACUGCUUAUAAUAAGCAUAGAUCGUUUUCUUAUUAUUGUCCAGAAGCAAGAUAAGCUGAGUCCACAGAGAGCUAAAGUGCUCAUAGUGGUCACAUGGGGACUCGCUUUCAUUUUCUCUUUCCCCCUGGCUGUUGGCUCCCCUCCCCUGCAGAUCCCUCCCAGGGCCCCUCAGUGUGUAUUUGGCUACAGCACUGAUCCUGGUUACCACACCUACGUAUUGAUACUAAUGCUGGUCUUCUUCUUCAUACCUUUCAUGGUCAUGCUGUACACAUUUAUGGGGAUCCUGAACACUAUCCGCCACAACGCUAUCCGCAUUCACAGCCACCCAGACAGCAUCUGCCUGAGCCAGGCCAGCAAACUGGGCCUGCUCAGCCUCCAGAGGCCCUUCCAAAUGAACAUAGACAUGAGCUUCAAGACCCGUGCCUUCACCACCAUCCUCAUCCUCUUCUCGGUGUUUACAGUGUGCUGGGCACCCUUCACUGCCUACAGUCUGGUAGCUACCUUCAGUGAUGGCUUCUACCACAAAGACAGCUUUUUUCAAAUCAGCACAUGGGUCUUGUGGUUGUGCUACCUCAAGUCAGCCCUUAACCCUCUAAUUUACUACUGGCGGAUCAAGAAGUUCCGCGACGCCUGCCUUGAUCUGAUGCCCAAGUACUUUAAGUUUCUUCCUCAGCUGCCAGGCAACACAAAGAGGCGCAUACAGCCAAGCGCAGUGUAUGUAUGCGGAGAGCAUCGCUCUGUGGUUUAAAGGAAAAAUCCACCCACGAACACUUCAGUACUGUUAAAAACACAUCUUUACAUAACGCAUCUCGCAGUUUCUGGCCUGUUUUGUUGUUUGCUGGUAUACAUCUCUUAGCAGAUGUUUAGAAUAAAACAGCUCUGCUUCGAGGCUGUGUUGGUGGGGGCGUGUUGCUGCAGGUAACAGUGAGAAAAUGAAACAGUUAAGCUGGUGUCAAACAUCCAUUUUAAGGCUUAUCAGAUACCUAACACCUGUGCACCAUGGUGUAUAAUACUAUACAAGAUUUUACAGUUUUAGAGUGGAGCUGGGUAAUGUUUGAAAUUUUCUCAUACCAAUUUUGAGACCUGAGUUUCAGUGGCCCAGCACUUUUUGGAUACUUUAUUGUAGGAAUACAAACACUAUUCAACAAAAGCCACGUUUUUCAUUUCACAGAGCAAACUUAAAUGUCUAACACAAACAACUAUACAGUGACUUAUAACUGCAUAAUAAAUUAGAAAUUAGGUACUAUCUGUCUUUGAUAAAACUCAUGGAUCUCUCACAUGCUUUGUUGUGGGGUUUAUCACCGUAUUCCACAGCAUUGUGUAAUUUGCUCAGGUGUGACCUUUACAUGGAUAUCAUGUCAUGUGACAAUAAGUGGUUGUGUAUGCUCCCCGUUCAGACUUCGAGAUACAGUGUGUAGAAUAUUUUAUUACAAAUAUUCUUCAUACUCAUGGUACUAUUUGAUCAAAGAAAUAUAUCCACACUUCGAGGCUCAGCACAUUUUGAAAACAACACUAUAAACUUAAUAAAGCCAGCACUAAAAGAUGUUGAGGCUAGAUACCCAUUCCUACUCUGGAAAGUUGUCACACAAGUCAUAUUCCUUUAACCACUGAGAGGUAAAGAGUAGAAUUUCUUUAUUUGAUUAAUCUGCCAGUCUGUGCUGCUUAUGUAAGUGGACAGUGUAUUGCUGGAUGACACUGCAUUGUGGCAAAAAGUUGAGUCAGCGUGAACUGUUUUGCAGCACAACCUUGCAUUUUCUUGCAGAAGGUCUCUGCCUUGAAAAAUCAACUUUGUAAGGGGCAGCUAGGCUCGCCUUGUGGAAGAUGAUUUUGGUAUUUGUUUCUCAUUUUGAAGGGGAAAAAUACAGUGGCUCUGCUGAAAACAGUUGCAGUGCUUUAUUUUCUAUAACACUCCUUAAAAAAUAGAUGGUCCUGCAUGUAUUUGCUGGAUUUAUUUGAUUUUUACUUGAUAUUUUUGAGACUUGAAACUUGAUUUUUGAAAUUUGAGUUUGUCUUGUAAACUACACUGAAAACCCAGCUCCCUUUCAGUCUGUGAAGAUUCUUUUAGUCAGGCCAGGAUAUAUCAAGAAGUCUUUGGGGCAAAUUCACAAUUGUAGUCACAUAUAGACUUAUUAACAUUUAUAUAAGAUGUUUCAAGGUUGAGUUAGCAAAAGUUUUUGUGCUAAUAAUAUUGCAACUCAAAUGUAACCCAUAAUGUUUUGCAGCAGAGUGCAAUUUGCCCUUGUCUUGCCUCUGAUUCUAAUAAGUGGCACACACCAAAAUGGCAGCUGACAUCACAGAGAAGACAGCAAAGAUAAGACUGACUGAAAGAGUAAAUGCCCCUAAUCAGCUUAUAGGAAGCAGCAGGAGAAGAGACAAAUGACAAUGAAUGAGUGACAGUGAUAGUCUUCCUGAUUGAAUUCACAGUAAGCUUCAUUUCAGUCAGCAGAGACUUUAUGAGAUUGAACAAUGACUUCAUUGGCACAAUAAUGAUUAUAAAUGUGAAGUCAGUGGUGAUUAGACCCCACCAUGGCAACCCUUAGGAAUAUGUUUAAGCCACCACCGAAUUUCUGAAGACAUGAAUUUUCAAGCUUAACUGCAUGUGGCUAUUAGCACCGGUGUUUGUGAUUUGGACUUGUAUUGCAUAAAAAUGGUUGCCAAUGUUGCACCAAAUAUUUGCAUUUUACAUAAUUUAAAUACUUGAGAAUAGUGUUGUGCUAUUUGUGCAGGUUUGACAGCCACAAAUGUUAUGCAGUCCUUUUGUGAAUUUGCUCCUCAGUUUCAAAUAACAGACUGAACAACAGGUACAUUUGUCUUUGAUUCAGUUCUGGUAGAGAAACAACAGGAAAAUUCUUUUUAAAAGUGGCAACACUAAUCUCAACCACCGGGAGCUUCAGUAGUAGGGCUGGGUAUUUUUAAAAUGCUUUUGCUACGAGUGCCAAGUCUUGGUAUCAAUGCCAGAAUGAUAGCUUUUCUUUUUCUUCUCAGUAGGGUCAACAAGAUUACAAAAUAGUUUUUUCACUGUUUUUGUUGUUUAUUAAUCUGCCAGUUAUUUUCUUAAUUAAUUGUUUAGUCUAUAAAAUGUCAAAGAAACUUGUGUCCAAAUAGAUUUAUUCAAACUGCUUCUUUUUUCCAACCAGCGUUGGAAAAAAACUUAAAACCUAAAGAUGAUUCAUUUAAAUGACAAAGAAAAGAAGCCAAUCCUACAUUUACAGAAGCUGGGACUACUAAAUGUUUGACAUGUUUACUUGAAAAAUUUCUGAAACAAUUAAUUAUCAAAUUAGUUGGCAACUAAUUUUCUUUUGACUGACAAAUUGAUUCAUUGACUAAGCUUUGCAGCUCUAUUAUAAAGCUGUCCAAAUAUUUGAUGCCAGCUUUUUAUACUUGACAGUUUUUAAUCCUUGGUUGUAUAAACGCAGAUUGUUCAGUACAAAAGGCAUUUAAAUUGGAUCACCAGCUUUGCAGCAACAAGAUAUCUCCGAGGAAGAAUACAACCUUGAGUAAAUGUGCUGUCUUGCUCUUACGCCAUCUCCAUACAGAUAGUUUAUCACAGUACACACAUCUUCACUGAGGGCGAUGCAGUGUCUUUCUCGAUAAUAUAAGAAACCUAUCAGUGAAGCAGUUGGCCGAAGGAAAUUAUAAAAGUAACUCCUGGAAUGCACUGAAUGGCACAUACUGUGUGUGAGUAAAACGGGUGAAUUUUUCCUUUAAUAUUGUACUGAGAAAACAGGCGCUGCUGGCUUUGACUUGACCUUAUGUCUUUUGUCCCCACUGGAGUCACGAGUCACGGGGAAGGGACAGUGUGUCUCAGCUGCAUAGAGCCUGUUUUACGAGGCAUGUAAAUUAACAGCUUAAAUGGAAUUUGAGUGUGGUCCAAAAGAUGCUACCACACAUUUGAAUGUGUUUAUUUCUAUGUAAAUGUUUUGGAUGUGCCUAUUGAUUAGUCCAUUUACCAGUCAGAAUGCUGCUAUAUCUGGUGAAAAUGUGCAAUUUCAGUGUACUGUACUGUUGAAUGUAAUAAAGAAUUAGACAUUUCUUACCUUGGUAAACUGUCUUGUAUGUUUUAUCUGUUGUGGAUCAGUGGGUGAUUCCUUGUCAAUGUGAUUGGUUGGAUUGGGUGACAUAACGGUGUAUACCAGGAGAAUGGAAUGGUUUCUGUAUGCCUGUGGUAAAAAAAUAGCUAAGAACAAAGUACAUUUACACAUACAUAUACUUUAUGCAUAUACUUUAUUUUUAAUACAAAAUAUAAUCACCAAAUAGAUACACUACCUUUACAAGCCUCAGCAUCAAGUGAUGGACACAUCAGUGAAUCACUAAUUCUAGUCC